GGGAGAAAAUUUGUAGAUGAAAGUUCACUUUAAAUAUGAACCCUCAGCUGUCCAACCCGAGAAAAGAGUCCUGAGCUCAGAGACAGACAGAGACAAGAUGGGGAGUUCCUUUUUUCUUACAUCUUAAAAACUAAAACAAAACCAGAGGACGUCCAAAGAAAUCACAAACUAGUACAAGACCUGAGAGAGGUGAUGUCUCCGCUGCAGUUCUCCGUCUACUGGCGUCUCUCUCUCGUCUUCGUCUUCACUUCUUUCCUCUUCUUCCUCGACAUCUUCACGGCCGCCAUCGCCGCCACCACGUGUCGCCUAGGUAACGGGACUGGCUCGGACACCUUGCACGUAACGUUGCAGUCGCACGCGGAGAGCAACCAAUCACGACCCGGGGAAGUUUCAGCGGGCGACGCCGAUUGGUGGACUGGCGGCGGGAACCGAGAUUCAGUGUGUGGUUGGACAGACUGGCUGUCCUAUGGUCAGACUCUCUUCACGGUCGGCCUGCUGCUGGGAUCUCUGAUUGGAGGAGCAAUAUCUGACCGGUAUGGGAAGCGUCCGGUGCUGCUUGUGUGUGUGUGCGUGCACGCCUUGUGUGGCCUCGUGCCCGCCAUCCUUCCUCAGCCGCUCCUCUUCCUCGCUGUUCGCUGUCUAACGGGCGUGUGCUGCUGCUGCAUCAACAUCUGCUCCUUCAGUCUGGCAGUAGAGUGGACUCCCCCCGCCACUCGGCUGUGGCCGCUGGCCUUCCUGCCGUUCUGCUUCAGUCUGGGGACGAUGGGUGGAGCUCCUCUGGCCUGGCUCAGCCCCACCUGGAGACACCUGCACUUGUCGCUGGCUCUGCCACAGGUCGUCUGUCUGCCGCUCUACCUUUCGAUCCCAGAGUCUCCUCGCUGGUUGUUGUUGAAGAGGAGAACGGAUGUUUUGAACUGUUACUCUAGCAAGAGCCCUGCAGAUAAACAGUGUCUGGACCUGCUGUUGGACUCGGCCUGGUCUGACCUGCAGAAAUCCCCCGAGGCUCAGAAGGAAGAAGCACCUGGAGGCCACGCCCCCAGUGACAUCACUCACCUGAGACACCCGACCAUCCUGCUGCGACUGUUUAUCAUGAGCUACCUGAGCGCAGCGUCAGCGUUGACGUACUUCGGCAUCUGCAUGAACAUCGGCUCAUUCGGCGUCGGCGUCUACCACGCCCAGUUCUUCUCCGGCCUGUCGGAAGCACCCUGCCUGCUGGUCCCGUUGGCUCGCCUGGGGCGACGGCCAAUCAGCAUGCUGGCUCUGUUCCUGAGCGGCGCUGCCUGCUUCUUGUCGUUACUGCUGUCCAGAUACAACGGUGAGCCGGUGCUGGUGAUAAGUCUGGCUCUGCUGGGAAAACUCUGCAUCCUGGCUGCCAUCUUCAUCUCUACGCUGUACAGCAUCGAGCUGUUCCCCACUGUGGUCAGGCAGCGGUGUGUAUCCCUGGUCAACCUGUGUUUCCGCCUCGGCUGUCUGGUCAACACCCUCGUCCCCCCAAACCCAAACGGGGAGAUCUCAUUGGCUGCCAUGGUCGUGUACAGCAGCGGACCCAUCGCGGGUUGCGGCCUGUGUCUGCUGCUGCCGGAGACGAGCGGCGUGCCGCUCCCCGAUUCGGUGGAGGACUGUGACAGGCAGCCUCGGCCGCGCCCACCCUCCCUGGGCGCCACCUGGAGGAAACGGAAGCUGGGGAGCAGCCAAACCAGGAAAACAGAGAUCCUCCCUGCAGAGAAAGACGACACGCACACACAGAGUGCACACACAGGACUGAUGUGCACACACACAGUCUGAGUCUUGGUCGGUUUUAACUGUAAUGAACAGGUUUGAUUUUGGUUUGUGUUUAGUUCUGGUUUGAAAUAAAGACAAAAACACGGAGGGAGCGUCAGAGAAUGAAGCCACGUUUAAACUUUAAACAGCAAAAACGUGUUAGAGGCUGAAUCAGCAGUUUUGAGUGAUUCCCCGUCAGAUGAGGUCGGAGGAGCUUUACCACUUGAAAGAACUUGUGUGUUUUAUCCUCAUGUUGUAUUUUUGUUAUUGCUAUGUUCUGUUUUCAUCACUGUGAAAAUUAACCGAACUGAAAUGCAGUUUUCCUCCUCUUCAUUUAUCGGAGCAGAGUGUCUGAAAAAGUGUUCAUAUAAUGUGUUCAGAUUUAUGGGGGUUUCAGGUUUAAUGGGGGUUUAAUUGUUGAUCAGACACUUUGGUUUUUGUGCAGAUUAAACCAGGGAGAUGUAACAUUUUAACGAGUGAGCUUUAGAAGAGCCACUUUGCACAGAGCCACUGCAGAGCCUAGCUGCCCCCCAUCUCCAGUCUUUAUGCUAAGCUAAGCUAACCAGCCCUCGGCUGUAGCUUCUUAUUCUUCUGCAGACAAGAGAUGGGCGUCAAUCUGAUCGUCUGAGUCUCAGAAAGCAAGUGAAAAUUCUUACUCUGAGUAAAACUAACAACAUCAAGAUAAAAGUAAAAGCUCUACUGAAGCAAAAAUAUCAUCAGAAAACUCCAGUCGAUGUUUUAAAAGUCAGAGUUUUCAUCAUUGUGCAGGAGAACCGUCCCUUUCCAUGGCAGGUUACUGUCAUCGCCGCACCACUCUGCCACCUACAGGCCAAGAGCAGGAACUACAGCAGCAGUCACAGGAGCAGAGCCAAAGUUUAAAGUGACUCUUAACAUUUAUGAAUGGAAAAUCACUCAAGACACCACAAACAAACACAAAAUGACAACAAAUAUCCUGGUCACAAAACCGACAUAACUUAAAGAAAAAUGCAGAUUCUGAACUCUGCCUUUGGGUAAUGUUCAAGACCUGAGGGAAAAUGCAGCGUCCAUGUUCUCUCAGCUUUCCUCUACAUUUGAACUAGUUUGUUCAAGAAACUUUAUUUGAAUAAUUUACCGAUUAUGGGAAUCAAAUUAACAUCUAUGUUUUGCUGAUUUACUGUCCAACCAUAUAUUAUCAGUAUAUUCAAAACAGUCUAACCAAUUAACGUACAAGUGAAUGCAUUUAAUAUGUGGAAUAUAUGAGUUAUAGGCAGUUUAAACAAAAAAAAACAAAAAAAAAAUUGCAUGAAUUUGAAAAGUCAAAAAAUGACUUGUCUUUCCACAUUUACUUCAGAGCCUCAAGAGCAGGUUAAAUCUUUGAAAAGGAGAGUAAAUACACCAACUUCUACUCAACUUAACACUGAUGGAGUUCAGGUUUGGUCUGGUUUAAGUGUCAUUCUUCAGAUAUUUCCUGUUAUCUGUCACUUUUUAGAUCUUUUUAAGAAGUUUGGACUUUCUGAAGCAUUUCUUUGACAAGAGUUGGGCAAAACUAUGCAUAAAUGCAAGCAACAUUUUUUAUAAAUUAGAUUUAUUUAUGAUCUUUAUA
Messenger RNA from Xiphias gladius (swordfish), 3343 nucleotides. Its product is annotated as solute carrier family 22 member 13. The coding region runs from base 193 to 1785 and encodes 530 amino acids. Gene Ontology annotation, molecular function: transmembrane transporter activity. Gene Ontology annotation, biological process: transmembrane transport. NCBI's taxonomy places the organism in Eukaryota, Metazoa, Chordata, Actinopteri, Istiophoriformes, Xiphiidae. The record is from RefSeq and is a predicted model, not a curated record. The transcript is spliced from 10 exons.